This is a messenger RNA of Laccaria bicolor S238N-H82, 987 nucleotides long. RefSeq lists its product as uncharacterized. NCBI's taxonomy places the organism in Eukaryota, Fungi, Basidiomycota, Agaricomycetes, Agaricales, Hydnangiaceae. The transcript is spliced from 3 exons. The record is from RefSeq and is a predicted model, not a curated record. Bases 1 to 987 code for a protein of 328 amino acids. Gene Ontology annotation, molecular function: protein binding.
AUGGACAUUGGUCAAGGGCAACCGCAUCGCGUCUUGGAACUUUGGUUCGAGGACGCCAAUGUCAUAUUUCAGGCCGAGAGCAGCCUCUUCCGUGUUCAUAAAGGCAUACUUCAAGCCCGCUCAUCCGUUUUCCGCGACAUGUUUGCCAUACCCCAGACUUCCACUCCCCUUGACUCCGAUCUCAUGGAUGGUUGCAUCGUUACACAGCUUCCUGAUGCAGCAGAGGAUAUCCGCUGCUUCUUCCUUGCGAUAGGUUAUGAUGCUUCCUUCUUCGAGCCACCCCCUACUCCGACCCCUCUCAGUGUGGUAUUAGCUAUUGCUCGGAUGAGCCACAAAUACGACGUGCCAUUCUUACGCCGUCGGGCGCUGUCUCAUCUAUCCCACAGAUGCCCAACUACGCUUCGUGAUUUUUUUACAGUGCAUGUUGAAGGCAAAAAUUCGUUCCUUGGCGAAGAGUUCGAGGUGUUGAGAGCCGCUUUGAAAAUUGACCCAUCAUGGGUUCUUCCCUAUCAAUUCUUGAUCACUCAUUUCACAGAGCUCGAAACCCUUUUGGCUACUCAACAAUGGAAGGACUUGGAAGUCGAAAUCCAGGCAAUGUGUCAUGUGAAGUGGAGAUGUAUCGAAAGUCAUUCGCGCAGAUGUAUCGCUCAAUUGUUGUCCAAGCUGCUAUCAGAUCUUUGCGCUACAUGUGCCGCCCUCAGUGUGCAAAUCCAAAGAGCAGCUGUGGGCUGUCUUUCAGAAGACAUUCCAAUGUUUCUUUCGCCCGGUAUAAUCAAGGGCACUACCGGAUGUUGUCCGGAAUGUCUACUCGGAACCUACAAGACUUUUGCCGAUGCCUAUGGAUCUUUUUGGGAUGCUCUUCCUGAGACGUUGGGUAUGCCACGAUGGGACAUCCUUGAGACGAAGAAGAGCGAAGAUACGGAGCCAAUUGCAUUGUGGCUUAAAAAUACGCGUUGGGUUGUUCGUGUUUCAACCUCAUACAAAUGA